Penicillium alfredii is the source of this 570-nucleotide messenger RNA. RefSeq lists its product as uncharacterized. Bases 1 to 570 code for a protein of 189 amino acids. Gene Ontology annotation, molecular function: carbon-nitrogen ligase activity, with glutamine as amido-N-donor. The transcript has 2 exons. The record is from RefSeq and is a predicted model, not a curated record. Gene Ontology annotation, cellular component: mitochondrion. Lineage: Eukaryota; Fungi; Ascomycota; Eurotiomycetes; Eurotiales; Aspergillaceae.
AUGUUCUAUUCAUUGCGCCUGUUUGCGCGUGUCCCGCGAGUUCCUGUGCGAGUUCCUGCUGGUUCACUUCGAUGGAAUUCCUCGACUUCCCCCGCGACUCCGCCACUGUUGGCGACGCUGCGGACUGACCUCAAGACUGCCAUGAGAGCCAAGGAUACUUCAAGACUCAAUGUCCUCCGCGCUCUAAUCUCCGAGACCAACAACGCCGCCAAAACCACGUCGCCAAUCACCACAGACAUCCAGCUCUUGUCGCUCAUCCGGAGACGCCAAGCUGCGAGUCGAGAGGCCGCAAAGCAAUUCGCCGCGGCUGAUCGAUCGGAUUUGAAAGACCAAGAAGAGGCGCAGAUUGCUGUCUUGGAUGAGUACGCGGGUCAAGUCAAGACUGUGAGCACCGAGGAGCUCCGGGAGGCGAUUACACGAGACAUCGAGGCCAUUAAAGCAGAUGGAGGCAAGCCUAAUCCUGGGAUUUUGAUCAAGAGGCUGGCGCAUUCCCCAGGUGGAUCUCUGAAUGGUAAGCCAGUCGACAUGAGACAACUGGCUGCUUUGGCACAGGAGAUCAUCGCAGCAUGA